Molecule: messenger RNA, 3362 nt
Organism: Solea solea (common sole)
Lineage: Eukaryota; Metazoa; Chordata; Actinopteri; Pleuronectiformes; Soleidae
Product: mucin-5AC-like
Exons: 22
Coding region: 67-3069 (1000 amino acids)
Source: RefSeq, a predicted model, not a curated record
GAGAACCCGGGAAAGAUCUGUGGUAAUCCUCUUAAUAUCCAUGUCCAAACUAUAGCUGGUGACACUAUGGAUUCAACAGGGGAUAAGAUUCACAUAGCCGAUACAACCACUGGAUUCGUCUGUAGGAACGAAGACCAGACUGGGGGCGAUUGUAAAGAUUACCGUGUUCAGUUCCAAUGUCCUAAAGUGUUCUGUAAAGCAGCUCCAAAAUGCUGGACACCCUGGUUUGACAGAGAUAACCCAUCUGCAACUGGAGACUGGGAGACUCUCACAGAUCUACGCAAGGAGAACCCGGGAAAGAUCUGUGGUAAUCCUCUUAAUAUCCAUGUCCAAACUAUAGCUGGUGGCACUAUGGCUUCAACAGGGGAUAAGAUUCACAUAGCCGAUACAGCCACUGGAUUCGUCUGUAGGAACGAAGACCAGACUGAGGGCGAUUGUAAAGAUUACCGUGUUCAGUUCCAGUGUCCUGAAAGUUUCUGUAAACCAGCUCCAAAAUGCUGGACACCCUGGUUUGACAGAGAUAACCCAUCUGCAACUGGAGACUGGGAGACCCUCAAAGAUCUACGCAAGGAGAACCCGGGAAAGAUCUGUGGUAAUCCUCUUAAAAUCCAGGUCCGAACUACAGCUGGUGGCAUGAUGGCUUCAACAGGGGAUAAGAUUCACAUAGCCGAUACAACCACUGGAUUCGUCUGUAGGAACGAAGACCAGACUGGGGGCGAUUGUAAAGAUUACCGUGUUCGGUUCCAGUGUCCUGAAAGUUUCUGUAAUGCAGCUCCAAAAUGCUGGACACCAUGGUUUGACAGAGAUAACCCAUCUGCAACUGGAGACUGGGAGACCCUCAAAGAUCUACGCAAGGAGAACCCGGGAAAGAUCUGUGGUAAUCCUCUUAAAAUCCAGGUCCGAACUACAGCUGGUGGCAUGAUGGCUUCAACAGGGGAUAAGAUUCACAUAGCCGACACAACCACUGGAUUCGUCUGUAGGAACGAAGACCAGACUGGGGGCGAUUGUAAAGAUUACCGUGUUCGGUUCCAGUGUCCUGAAAGUUUCUGUAAACCAGCUCCAAAAUGCUGGACACCAUGGUUUGACAGAGAUAACCCAUCUGCAACUGGAGACUGGGAGACCCUCAAAGAUCUACGCAAGGAGAACCCGGGAAAGAUCUGUGGUAAUCCUCUUAAAAUCCAGGUCCGAACUACAGCUGGUGGCAUGAUGGCUUCAACAGGGGAUAAGAUUCACAUAGCCGAUACAACCACUGGAUUCGUCUGUAGGAACGAAGACCAGACUGGGGGCGAUUGUAAAGAUUACCGUGUUCGGUUCCAGUGUCCUGAAAGUUUCUGUAAUGCAGCUCCAAAAUGCUGGACACCAUGGUUUGACAGAGAUAACCCAUCUGCAACUGGAGACUGGGAGACCCUCAAAGAUCUACGCAAGGAGAACCCAGGAAAGAUCUGUGGUAAUCCUCUUAAAAUCCAGGUCCGAACUACAGCUGGUGGCAUGAUGGCUUCAACAGGGGAUAAGAUUCACAUAGCCGAUACAACCACUGGAUUCGUCUGUAGGAACGAAGACCAGACUGGGGGCGAUUGUAAAGAUUACCGUGUUCGGUUCCAGUGUCCUGAAAGUUUCUGUAAUGCAGCUCCAAAAUGCUGGACACCAUGGUUUGACAGAGAUAACCCAUCUGCAACUGGAGACUGGGAGACCCUCAAAGAUCUACGCAAGGAGAACCCAGGAAAGAUCUGUGGUAAUCCUCUUAAAAUCCAGGUCCGAACUACAGCUGGUGGCAUGAUGGCUUCAACAGGGGAUAAGAUUCACAUAGCCGAUACAACCACUGGAUUCGUCUGUAGGAACGAAGACCAGACUGGGGGCGAUUGUAAAGAUUACCGUGUUCGGUUCCAGUGUCCUGAAAGGUUCUGUGAACCAGGUCCAAAAUGCUGGACACCUUGGUUUGAUAGAGAUAACCCAUCAGGAAGUGGAGACUGGGAGACCCUUAAAGAUCUAUGGAAAGAAUACCCAGGAAAGAUCUGUAAUAGUCCAUUUGAUAUUGAGGUCCAAACUACAUCUGGAGAUAGUAUGGCUUCAACAGGGGAUACAAUUGCUCAAGUUGAUACAUCCACUGGAUUCGUCUGUAAGAACAAAGACCAGAAGGAUGGCAAAUGUAAAGAUUACCGUGUUCGUUUCCAAUGCCCCAAACGUUUCUGUGACAAAGCUCCAAAAUGCUGGACACCCUGGUUUGACAGAGAUAACCCAUCUGUAACUGGAGACUGGGAGACCCUCAAAGAUCUGCGCAAGGAGUACCCGGGAAAGAUCUGCGAUAAUCCCAUUCAUAUCCACGUCCAAACUGUAGAUGGUGGCCAUAUGGCAUCAACAGGGGAUAAGAUUUACAAAGCUGAUACAACCACUGGAUUCAUCUGUAAGAUCGAAGACCAGGCGGAUGGCAAGUGUGAAGACUAUCGUGUUCGUUUCCAGUGCCCCAGCAGUUUCUGCCCAAUGGGUCCAAGAUGCUGGACACCCUGGUUUGAUCGAGAUGACCCUUCUGGAACUGGAGACUGGGAGACACUCAAAUAUCUUCGUGGUGAAAAUCCAGGAAAAAUCUGUCAUAAUCCACUUCAAAUUGAUGUCCAAACUAAAUACGGUGGCAGCAUGGAUUCAACAGGGGACGUGAUUACUGUAGCCGACACAGAAUCUGGAUUCAUCUGUAAGAACUCAGACCAGAAGUGCGGCAAGUGUAAAGAUUAUCGUGUUCGUUUCCAGUGCUCUGGGAAGUUCUGCACCCAAAGAGUAUGCUGGACCAAGUGGUUCGAUCGUGACAAUCCUAGUGGAAAAGGGGACUUCGAGUAUUUGCCGUACCUGAGGAAAGCUUAUCCAAAAGAAAUCUGCAAAGUGCCUCUCUACAUAGAUGUUGUCACAACUGACACAAACAAGCCAUUUAUUGCUACAGGCCAGACAUCUUCUGUCUUCAGUCCAACUCAAGGAUUCGCUUGUCGCAAUACUGAGCAGAAAGAAGGCAUGUGCCUUGACUACAAAGUUCGCUUUGGAUGUGCAUGCACCUGUGAGGGUAUCAUCCAACAUAGAGAAUGACACCAAAAAGGAUAGCUCAUUAUCACUUCCCUCCCCUACUGAGUGACAUCUGAAUAUUUAUUAAGUUAUUUGUGGUUCACUUUUACAAAAUCUUCUUUCAUUAAAUUCAUAGCUCAUAUUCCCAAAACUGUUUUAUUUCUAAUGCCAAGUCAAUAGAGAUGGUUGUCAACUUUACAAAACAUUAAAUUAUAAACUUUCAUUUAGCUGUGGUGAGAUUAAAUGUAACCAAAUGUCCCAUAUAUUUAUUAAUUUCUUGGUGACAAUAAUGGUGAUAAUAAAAGUGGUGAAGCAUC